GUUCGGGGUACGAAAUGGGGAAUGAGGGGAACAAUGUGGGGCAAUUGAGUGCAGAUAUUCGCACAUGCAGGGACCAAACCAUCAACAAAGUACCAGGUAAACUUUCCACACGCCGUCAAAGUGCCUUCGAACAUCUUCAGAGCAUCACGUAGUCACAACUGCAUUACUCCUUUCAGCAUGGCGGAGAACUACGCGUUCAUCGGCCUCGGGGCCAUGGGCUACGCAAUGGCUAGCAACAUCCGCAAAAAGAUCGGCGUCUCGUCAACACUCUACAUAAACGACAUCAACGCCACAGCGUGCGAACGAUUCAAAGCCGAGUACGGCUCCCACGGCCCGAUAGAGAUCGUUUCCACGGCGCGAGAAGCAGCUGAGAACUCGAAAGUUGUGAUAUCAAUCGUGCCUGGCGCUGCAGAUGUGAAGAAGGUGUAUAUGGAUGAGGUCAAUGGUGUGAUUGCAAGUAGACCGGAUGGGGAGCGAGUACUGUGCGAAUGCAGUACGAUUGACGUGCGGAGUACGAGGGAAGUCGGCGAGGCAUUAAGAGAGAAGGGCAUCGGGACUUAUGUGGACACCCCGGUCUCUGGCGGCGUGCCCGCCGCCGAACGCGGUGACCUAAGCAUGCUCAUCGGCCACGCCUCACCCUCAGACGACAGCCCAAACUCCAAACGUCUCGAACGCAUCCUCAGCAUGAUCGGUUCGCCCUCAAAAUUCUUCUAUCUCAACACUCUCGGCGCCGGCCUAACCGCCAAAAUCUCGAACAACUACCUCUCCGGCACCAUCCUACUCGCCACCGCCGAAGCCCUCGCCAUCGGCAUAAAGCAAGGCCUAGACCCCAAAAUGCUGUACAACGUGAUCAAAGCGUCGACAGGCCAGAGUUGGAUGUGCGACCACGUGAUGCCCGUGCCAAACGUGAGGGAGGACUGGGUGCCGAGUAACAGCGGAUAUAAACCAGGGUUUAAGACGCAGAUGAUGAUUAAGGAUCUGGGGUUGGGGAUUGAGUCGGGGAAGCAGGUGGGAAUAAGGCCCUUGAUGGCGGAGGCGGCAAUGGAGACUUGGGAAGCCGCGGCCAAGGAUCCGCAAUGUUUUGAUAGAGAUGGGAGUAGCGUGUAUAUACAUAUUGGCGGGCCGCUGCCGCCGGGGUAUGAGGAUAAGGGGAAGAAGAAGGAGGAUGGCACAUGGGAGUUUGUGUAG
Molecule: messenger RNA, 1188 nt
Organism: Trematosphaeria pertusa
Lineage: Eukaryota; Fungi; Ascomycota; Dothideomycetes; Pleosporales; Trematosphaeriaceae
Exons: 3
Coding region: 178-1188 (336 amino acids)
Biological process (GO): L-valine catabolic process
Cellular component (GO): mitochondrion
Molecular function (GO): 3-hydroxyisobutyrate dehydrogenase activity; NAD binding; NADP binding
Source: RefSeq, a predicted model, not a curated record